Hypoxylon fragiforme is the source of this 576-nucleotide messenger RNA. RefSeq lists its product as uncharacterized. The transcript is spliced from 3 exons. The coding region runs from base 1 to 576 and encodes 191 amino acids. Lineage: Eukaryota; Fungi; Ascomycota; Sordariomycetes; Xylariales; Hypoxylaceae. The record is from RefSeq and is a predicted model, not a curated record.
AUGAUGCGGACCACGCUCGUCCCAUCAAUAGCGCUAAAAGCUCUCUGCCGCCACUCCCGGGCGACGACGACGACAACAACGACAACAACACGGGGGUUCUCGGCAUCUCGUCGCCUCAGCGCCAGCAACCAGAUCUUUGAUCCCAUCCGCGACGCCCCAACCUUCCAAACCCACCACCUCCUCGCGCUCUCCUCGCGCACCCCCUUCAUCACGCUCUGGACCACAUCCUGGUGCCCCGCCUGCCGCACCAUCGCGCCCCUCCUGCAGACCGUCGUCUCGUCGGGCGUAGGCGAGGCGGAGGGGGGCGUCGCGUACGCCGUCGUCGAGCUCGACGCGCCGGACGUCGUCGCCGAGGGCCUGGGCUUGCGGUACGGGAUCACGGCGGUGCCGACGCUGGUUGCGUUUGGCGGUGCUGGGGCUGGAGGGGGGGGGGCGCCGAGGGCGGAGACGAAGGUGGUGGAUGCGAGGGUGCUGGGGGAUAGGAGGGUUUUGGAGGAGUGGGUUAGGACGGGUCUGAGUGCAGCUUCUUGCUACUUGGUUGCUCUUUGCCUUGACCAUGAGUGGUGGCGUGGUUAG